Messenger RNA from Diatraea saccharalis (sugarcane borer), 3480 nucleotides. Lineage: Eukaryota; Metazoa; Arthropoda; Insecta; Lepidoptera; Crambidae. The record is from the annotation of a GenBank genome assembly.
AUGUCGCUCGAAAUACCGUUGAUGAACACCGAUGAGGUGAUCGAGUUAGAUCCCGAGCAGUUACCAUCAGGUGAUGAAGUGCUGAGCAUAUUGCAGCAAGAACGUUCCCAGCUUAAUGUUUGGAUAAAUGUUGCGCUCGCGUACUACAAACAAAAGAAGAUCGAUGAUUUCCUUAAAAUCCUGGAAGAGUCCCGUGUGGACGCCAAUAUUGACUAUAGAGAUUUUGAAAGAGAUCAAAUGCGGGCCCUCGAUAUGUUGGCGGCAUAUUACGUUCAAGAAGCCAACAAAGAGAAGUCGAAAGACAAGAAAAAGGAGUUGUUUACUAAAGCAACAUUACUGUACACCAUGGCCGAUAAAAUUAUUAUGUAUGACCAGAAUCAUCUUCUCGGAAGAGCUUAUUUUUGCCUCCUUGAGGGUGACAAAAUGGAACAAGCAGAUGCGCAGUUUAAUUUUGUUCUCAACCAAUCGCCGAACAAUGUGCCGUCUUUACUUGGCAAAGCAUGCAUUGCAUUUAAUCGUAAAGAUUAUAGAGGUGCUUUGGCAUUCUACAAAAAAGCACUAAGAACAAAUCCUGACAGUCCUGCUGCUUUACGGCUUGGUAUGGGUCACUGUUUCAUGAAACUUAAUAAUCAGGAGAAAGCCAGAAUGGCCUUUGAAAGAGCUUUGCAGUUGGAUCCACAAUGUGUUGGUGCUCUGGUUGGUCUUUCUAUUCUUAAAUUGAAUCUGCAAGAAAGUGAAUCAAACAAAAUGGCUGUCAUAAUGUUGUCCAAAGCUUAUGCUAUUGACCCAAAAAAUCCUAUGGUCUUGAAUCAUUUAGCAAACCACUUCUUUUUCAAAAAGGACUACAGCAAAGUUCAGCACUUAGCUUUGCAUGCAUUCCAUAAUACGGAGAAUGAAGCAAUGCGAGCAGAGAGCUGUCAUCAUCUCGCAAGAGCGUAUCAUGCUCAAGGUGACUGUGAUCAGGCUUUCCAAUAUUACUACCAAGCAACACAGUUUGCUCCACCUAAUUUCGUUCUACCCCACUACGGUCUGGGUCAGAUGUAUAUCUACAGAGGUGAUACUGAAAACGCUGCUCAAUGUUUCGAGAAGGUAUUGAAAGCGCAACCAGGUAAUUACGAGACAAUGAAGAUCUUAGGCUCUUUGUACGCUAAUUCGCCAUCACAAUCUAAACGAGAUAUCGCGCGUCAACAUUUGAAGAAAGUUACGGAGCAAUUUCCAGAUGAUGUGGAGGCGUGGAUCGAACUAGCACAGAUAUUGGAACAAAAUGAUUUGCAGGGUUCGUUGAAUGCAUACAGCACAGCAAUGAAGAUUCUUAAGGAGAAAGUGGAUGCUGAUAUUCCCGCUGAAAUAUUAAACAAUGUAGCUGCCUUACAUUACAGGCUAGGGAAUUUAAAUGAAGCUAAGAAUUAUCUAGAAGAAGCUCUCGAAAGAGAAAAGGCUGAUGCUGAAACUUUAGAUGCUCAAUACUAUAAUUCAAUAGCUGUUACAACCAUGUAUAAUUUGGCAAGACUCAACGAGGCAUUAUGUGUAUAUAAUAAGGCAGAAAAACUUUACAAAGAUAUAUUGAAGGAGCACCCUAAUUACAUAGAUUGCUAUUUAAGAUUGGGAUGUAUGGCCAGAGACAAAGGUCAGAUAUACGAAGCGUCAGAUUGGUUCAAAGAAGCCUUGAAGGUGAACCUCGAGCAUCCUGACACGUGGUCGUUAUUGGGCAAUCUCCAUCUUGCCCAACAGGAGUGGGGUCCCGGACAGAAGAAGUUCGAGAGGAUAUUGCAGAACUCCUCCACUUCCACCGAUGCAUAUUCCCUUAUUGCUCUCGGGAAUGUUUGGCUGCAAACUUUACAUCAGCCGUGUCGUGAAAAGGAUAGAGAGAAACGGCAUCAAGAACGGGCACUGGCAAUGUACAAACAGGUUCUCAAGAACGACCCUAAAAACAUUUGGGCAGCUAAUGGCAUCGGCUGUGUUCUAGCUCACAAGGGCUGCGUCAAUGAAGCACGCGACAUUUUCGCACAAGUUCGCGAAGCCACUGCCGAUUUCCCCGAUGUCUGGAUGAACAUCGCACAUAUAUACGUGGAACAGAAACAGUACAUCAAUGCUAUACAAAUGUACGAGAACUGCAUCCGUAAGUUCCGUAUGCACCAUGACGUGGAAUGGCUGACUUGGGUGGCCCGCGCGCACGGUCUGGCCGCCCGUCCCGCGGCCGCCCGCUCCGCUUUACUGCGGGCGCGACGCGUGGCCCCGCACGACCCCGCGCUAUUGUAUAACACCGCCUUAACACUGCGAAGACUCGCCGCGCACGUGCUCAAAGAUGAACGCUCCGAAUUACACCGUGUGUUGCGCGCCGUGCACGAGCUGCAAGUGUCCCACAAGUACUUCCAGCGGCUGUCGCUGGCGGAGGGGGGAGGCGGGGAGGGCGUGGAGCGCGCCCGCUACGAGCCGGCGGCGGCGGCGGCGGAGGCGCGCACGUGCGCGGACCUGCUGUCGCAGGCGCAGUGGCACGUGGCGCGCGCGCGCCGCCAGCACGACGAGGAGGUCACGCUGCGCGACCGGCAGCGGGAGCAGCGCGACGCGUUCAGGAGGCAGCAGGAAGAGGAGCGUCGCCGUCGCGAGGAAGAACAACAGAAGAGCACAGUGGAAAUGCUUCAAAAGCGUCAAGAGUUCAAAGAGAAGACGAAGAAUGCUUUACUAUUCGCCGAUAUGCCUAAUGAGGGCAAAUCUAAAGGCGGCGGCAGGGGAAGGCGUAAGGACGAGUAUAUAUCCGAUUCGCCGGGCAGCGGCAGUGACGCACCCAGAGAGGAAGGCCGGGAACCGAAACAAAAGGGACGUCGUAAGCGCGAACCAGGUGAAGGGCGUAAAGGAAAAUCCAAGAAACGCAGAGAGGCUAGAGGAAGUGGCAGCGAUAGUGAUCCACCACGCAAGAGGGGCAGGAAGAAGGGUGAAAAAGGUAUCGGGCGUCGCGAAAAAGCGAAAGCAGCCGAUGAGAAGCUCAGCGCUAAACAGAGAGCGAAGAUCGUAUCGAAGGAGACCAUCUCUACUUCCGAGUCCGAUUCGGACGGAGGCGGCCGCAAGUCUCGUAGCCGUAGCCGCAGCGGCAGUCGUAGCGGCAGCGGUAGCCGUAGCCGUAGUCGUAGCGGCAGCCCGCCUGCUACGAAGGGCAGGAAGAGGAUCAUGUCAGCGUCAGAUAGCGACAAGUCCCGUUCGCGCUCCCGAAGCAGGUCUAAAUCCAAAUCUCGCAGCCGUUCGAGGUCCAAAAGCGGAUCUCGCUCUAAAAGCCGCUCGAGAUCGAGGAGUCGAUCGAAAUCUAGGAGCCGAUCGCGAUCAAAGAGCCGAUCUAGGUCAAGGUCAAAAAGUCGUUCCCGCUCGAAGAGUCGAUCGAGGUCAAAGAGUCGCUCGAGGUCAAAGAGUCGAUCGCGCUCCAAAAGUCGAUCCAGGUCAAAGAGCGGUUCCAGAUCGAAAAGUCCAUCGAGAUCACGCUCCAGGUAA